AGAUGGCCUCCUCCUCCUCAAAAUGUAGGCUAAACGCGCAAGGAAUUGACGAACAACCUCUACUGCACAUUGAAAGACCACAGAUUCAACGUCUUUAUCGACGAGAACGAAUUGACCAGAGGCGAAAUUAUCACACAAGCACUGAAGCAAGCAGUCAAAGACUCUAGGCUUGCUGCUGUCAUCUUCUCAAGCGGGUAUGCCGAGUCGAGAUGGUGUCUUGAUGAGCUGGUCGAGAUCUUGGCCUGCAGAAGAAUAAUGGGGCAAAUGGUUUUGCCAAUUUUCUAUGACAUCGAUCCCUCCGAUGUCAGGCAUCAGAGGGGUGCUUUUGAGGAAGCAUUCCGGGAACAUCAAAAGCGCUCCCCUGAAAUGGUGCAGACCUGGAAAGAUGCUCUUAAUGAAGCUGCAGAGUUGGGCGGCGAGGAUUUUAGUGCGACUGAUGGGUGAUUACUUACUUCCUUUUCCUUUUUAAUUCCUUAAUUAUAAAAUUCAAUUGCCAACCUGACAAUUCUUCAUAUGGAAGGGUGCACCAAUCUCACUGCUGCUUUUAAGGAAUCAAUCCAAAGGGGAUGGAGUGCGAGCGGAAAUGGUGCCCUUUUUCUCCCUGGAAAUGAACUUCCAUCAUGGUUUACGCUUGUCGACCCUCAGGGUGAAAUAGAUGUGCCACAAAGUUUUGGCUGUGAUUUAAAAGCAUUGACUGUGUGCAUCAUUUAUUCUUCAGACAACUCCCAAUCUGGUGUAUCUCUUCACAUUCGUGUUGCAAAUUUUACUCAGAACGCGGAAUUUCUCAUCUCUCCAAUGUGUGUCAAAGUAAUAAAAUCCCAGAUUAUCUUUGGCUGGGACAUUUUUCAAACAUUAAGCUCAAUGUCAAAGGCGGAGACAAGAUAUAUGUUGGUGCAUACUUUGUAGAACCAGCUGCUACUGAUGAUAUUCAUUUCAGGAAGAUUAAAAUAGGGAUCAAUCUGGAAAAGGAAAAAUUAAUCCAUGAAUAUGCACUCGACUGUCAAUCUAUGCCAUAUUCAAGUGAGUACAAAGAGGACGGCAAUCAUAAGACAGGACACAGUGAUGACUCGUCCCAUGAGAAUCAAUCCUGCAGAAGACUGAGGUCCGAUCCAGUGUUGAAAGAAAUGCAGAAGAAGAAACUGAUGAAAUCAUGCAAGAAGGAAGCAGCGUGGGCUAACAGAAGAAGAAAAAGGGAAUUGAAGCAGUUCAAGGACUCACUUUAGAUUUGCAAGAGUCGGAUGAGGCUAGGCUUCAGUACAGAAGCAUUUAGAAACAUGCAGAGUCAGAGAUUGCUCAAACUCAAUUACGUCAAGCUCACUGGCAGUUACAACAAUUAAUCAUUUCAGCAUACCUCACCCCACGCUCAUAACAUAUUUCAUAGCCCUUGGGAACCUGAGUUACGUUGUCUGGGAUACAUUCCAGGUAUGAAGGAAGGUUUGUCGAGCAAAUUGUUGACGAGAUCACUAGAAAACUGAAGAACACAUACAUGACCGUAGCCCCAAACCCAGUUGGAAUAGAUUCUCGGGUGCAAGAAAUUGGUAAAUAUUUGGCUGAUGGAGGAUCAGAUGAUGUCCGCAUAAUUGGAAUUUGGGGUAUGGGUGGACUGGGUAAAACGACGGUUGCCAAAGCCAUUUUCAACAAAUAUCAGGAUAAGUUUGUACGUAAAAGUUUUCUUGCUAAUGUGAGAGAAGAGGAACUGGUCGAUUUGCAAAACAAACUUCUUUCUGAUGUGUUGAGAUUAAGAAACAUAAAGGUUCGUAGAGUUGAUGAAGCGACCGAGGAAAUAAAAACAAGACUUCGCAACCUAAAGGUACUUGUCAUAGUUGAUGAUGUAGACAGCGUGAAACAGUUAGAAGCAUUAGCUAUAAAAUUUUACUCAUUUGGUCCAGGGAGUAGAAUUAUUAUAACCACAAGAGACCAACAUUUGCUAAAGAUGUUAAAAGCGAAUACGAUAUAUCAUCUACCAGCAAUGAAUAAAGAAGAAGCUUCUGAGCUCCUUUGUUGGCAUGCCAACAAUUAUCCUAUUAAAGAAUUUCUUCAAGUCCCAAGAGAAGUUGUUGAUUACUGUGGAGGUUUGCCACUAGCACUUGAAAUUUUAGGUUCUUAUCUAUCUGGGACAAGCAUAAGUGAAUGGAAAAGUAAGUUGGAGAAAUUUAAAAGUCAUCAUAGUAGGGAAAUUCUCAAUAACCUGCUUCUCCUCCCCCAACCCAACGAGCUAUGGUUAUAUAUGGAGCGCCUGCUGGGUUGA
Pyrus x bretschneideri (Chinese white pear) is the source of this 2248-nucleotide messenger RNA. RefSeq names its product disease resistance protein Roq1-like. Gene Ontology annotation, molecular function: ATP hydrolysis activity; ADP binding. The coding region runs from base 1487 to 2248 and encodes 253 amino acids. Gene Ontology annotation, biological process: defense response. The record is from RefSeq and is a predicted model, not a curated record. NCBI's taxonomy places the organism in Eukaryota, Viridiplantae, Streptophyta, Magnoliopsida, Rosales, Rosaceae. The transcript is spliced from 4 exons.